This is a messenger RNA of Saccharomycopsis crataegensis, 1230 nucleotides long. RefSeq names its product N-acetylphosphatidylethanolamine-hydrolyzing phospholipase D (gene FMP30). NCBI's taxonomy places the organism in Eukaryota, Fungi, Ascomycota, Saccharomycetes, Ascoideales, Saccharomycopsidaceae. The transcript has a single exon. Gene Ontology annotation, biological process: N-acylethanolamine metabolic process; N-acylphosphatidylethanolamine metabolic process. Gene Ontology annotation, molecular function: zinc ion binding; N-acylphosphatidylethanolamine-specific phospholipase D activity. Bases 1 to 1230 code for a protein of 409 amino acids. The record is from RefSeq and is a predicted model, not a curated record. Gene Ontology annotation, cellular component: membrane-bounded organelle; cytoplasm.
AUGUUUCUCGAGCGCCUCUCAUUGAAGAGCAAAAUAGCUCUUGGAUUAAUCUCAUCCUAUCUGAUUUAUGCUGCUAUUGUCGUAUACAAGACUAACUCAGAAAUAGAAAAGCGUACCAAGAAGUACCAUCAGGAUAAAGAUGGUGUGGCAAGAUUCGGUCCAUUAGUAGUAUUAGGAAGGUACCAGAACCCAUUUUAUGAAUAUGAGCAUGAAACACUAUUUCAUUUCGCAUAUAAUCAAGUUCGCAAACUUUUUAGCGUCAAGAAUAUUGUGAAUGUGGAAAACAGUACGGCUUGGAGACUUCACAUGCCUAUAUACAAGCCGGACUUCUUUUUAAUGUUCAAUAACUCGAAAAUAAAGAAUGAUAUAAAUCCUGAGGACAGUGACGAGAUGGUUGCAAAUAGAUACCAUAGUAUCCCUCCCUUGAGCUCACGUUUGGUGUUUACAUGGCUUGGUCAGUCUUCUGCUUACAUUCAAAUUUCGGACAAAAAUAUUUUGACAGAUCCCGUUUUCAAUGAUCAUAUUAUUAAUAAGAGGUUUGGUCCAAAGAGACUUACUCCAUCACCUGCUCAAAUUGAAGAUCUUCCAACACCCGAUAUUGUCCUUGUCAGUCAUAAUCACCCAGAUCAUCUAGAACCUGACAGUAUAAAGAAACUAAGCACCAAGAAAAACACACUCUGGGUAGUGCCAGAUGGAGUGGGACUGCAACUAAAGUCAAAUGGCGUGGAAUCUUCUAAAAUCAUUGAGAUGUCUUGGUGGCAGCGACAACGUCUUGAUGAGCAUUGGGAAGUUGCCUGUUGUCCUGCAAAGCAUUGGCUGGGCAACUGGUUUAUAGACUUUAAUAAUUCCUUGUGGUGCUCCUUUAUACUUUUCAAAGAUCAAAAACCAGUAUUGUACCACAUGGGAGAUACUGGAUAUCAACAGGAUCUCUUUGAGUCCAUCAAAUCACAGUAUUGUGCGAACCAACCGAUUUCUCUAAUACUUGCACCAAUUGGACAGUACACUACCAGUAAAGUCACCAACCAUCACCACAUGUCACCUACAGAAGUUGUGAAGGUGGCAUCUUUUUUUAAUGCUAAGAAGACGAUGGGAGUUCAUUAUGGGACGUUUGCCCUUGGAUUGGAGCCUCUCGCCGAACCACGCCGGUUGCUUGCGGAGAUGGCCGCGGCGGAGGGCCUCAACGGGGUUUUUCCGGGAGAGUUUGGUCAGACAGUCACGUGUAAGAUUUGA